Nilaparvata lugens (brown planthopper) is the source of this 1948-nucleotide messenger RNA. RefSeq names its product protein phosphatase methylesterase 1. Gene Ontology annotation, biological process: protein demethylation. The record is from RefSeq and is a predicted model, not a curated record. Gene Ontology annotation, molecular function: protein methylesterase activity. Bases 232 to 1416 code for a protein of 394 amino acids. NCBI's taxonomy places the organism in Eukaryota, Metazoa, Arthropoda, Insecta, Hemiptera, Delphacidae. The transcript has 9 exons.
GUCAAAGAUUGCAACUAAAUUUCAGACGCCAGACGAAAACAAAUCAUCUGAUAUUUUUGUUGUGUUCAUUUUGCAAGAGCCGAUGUUGUGUUUGUGAAUUUUAUUUAUUCAUCCUUUCAAAAAUAUUUAUCCUAUUCAAUAUUGAUUUUGUUCUAAAUGGGAUUUAAAGAGAUGAAUAACAACUAAAUACAAAGAGUUAUUAUUUGAUACGUAAAACAGAAUUUGUGCAAAAUGUCAUCAUUACAAAAGGGAAUGUUUACAUCUAAAUUACCACCACGGUCAAUGCUUCAAGAUAAUGGAAGUAAUUUAACAAAACGAAGCCGUGGUCCACCUACGGAUUUUACACCGACAACUUGGGACCAGUACUUCAGCGAGCGCAGCGACGUCAAAGUGGGCGACAACCAAUUUCGUCUCUACAAAGUGGGCAGCUCGGGACCACUCUUGCUUCUGCUGCACGGGGGAGGCUGCUCGGCACUCAGCUGGGCUCUCUUUGCUAAAAUAAUUGUGGAGCUGGCUGAGUGCCAAGUGGUUGCUAUGGAUCUACGAGGUCAUGGAGACUCGAUCACCACUGAUGAUGAAGAUCUGUCAAUUGAAACGAUGACCAAAGACGUGGUGGACGUAGUGCUAGCGGCUUUCCCAGACGUGAGCUCCAUGGUGGUGAUGGGUCACAGCAUGGGAGGGGCGGUGGCAGUUCACGUGGCGCAUGCGCAGAAACUGCAGCAGGCAAUGGUGGGGGUAGUGGUGAUCGAUGUGGUGGAGGGGACAGCCGUCUCCGCCCUGGCCAGCAUGCAGUGCUUCCUCCGCUCGCGGCCGCAGGCGUUUCAGUCGCUCAGUGAUGCUGUGCGCUGGAGUUUACAGAGUGGCCAGUUGAAGAAUGCAGAAUCGGCGAAAGUUUCAAUGCCUGGACAAAUUAAAAAUUUAAAAACGAAUAAAACUGGCGUCCAAGAAUUGGACUGCUCCAAGGAGAAAGGUGUUGAACGCGAAGGUGAAGAAACCUUUUUGACAGCUGAAAAGGAUACUAUCUUGGAAGAGGAAGUUACUGAAGAUGGCCCCCAAGUCCAGAAAAACUUCAAAGUGCCGACUUCAGCUAAAAAUUACGGCUGGCGAGUGGAGCUGCGCCGAUCGGAGCGAUUCUGGCCCGGCUGGUUCGCCGGCCUAUCAAAGCUCUUCCUUUCUGCGCAUGCGCAAAAACUUCUAUUGUUGGCCAAUCUAGACCGGCUGGACACUGAUCUCACUGUUGGACAAAUGCAAGGUAAAUUCGAAAUGCACGCUUUCGAGACAGUGGCCGGUCGCGUGGGUCACUCAGUGCAUGAGGACGUACCUGACAAUGUGGCAAGGGUCGUUGCCACUUUCCUCACCAGGAAUAAGUUUGCACAGUCGAAAGGCGACUUCCAUGGGCAAAUGCCGUGCUGUUGAAAACUUCCUCGACUGUUGGCAAAUUUCAUGUAAAUAAUUUAUUUUUGUUCUAAUUAAUUUUUAAAUUUAAGAAAUCACCAUCAGGUUGUUCUUUGUAUGUUUGAAAAUAUUUAUUAUAUUAAACUAAGAUAUUGAAUUUAGUUGAGGAAAAGUUGAGUAUGAUAUAAUGUUUAACGGUAAUCUGAAGAUAUUUUUGUUUAUUUAGAUUUGAAGAAAAACUCAGGUUUCUUGAGAAACCUGUUCUUCUAGUUGUAAAUUUGGUUACAAAGGAAAACUUUUAUCUGCGUGAAUGAAUCAAUGCAUCUUCUAUAAAAAUCCAGUCUUUCGAAAAAUAAUAAUGAUAUUAUAAAAAUCAUAGUUUAAAGAUAUUAUAUUUUUCAUCAUCAGAGUAGAUUUUCUGUAAUAUGGUACAAAUAUAGUAAUGUAGCAAGGAAUUUCCCGUUUGCUAUUGUCAAUCAUAUACAUUAUUAUAAUUUGAAUCAUUCUUAUUUAUUUUUGUAUGUGUGUUGCAAGAUUAAAGAAUUUAAUAGCA